Molecule: messenger RNA, 1308 nt
Organism: Trypanosoma grayi
Lineage: Eukaryota; Euglenozoa; Kinetoplastea; Trypanosomatida; Trypanosomatidae
Exons: 1
Coding region: 1-1308 (435 amino acids)
Source: RefSeq, a predicted model, not a curated record
AUGNUGAUGAGGCGCGCCCUUCGACUGGGCGUGACGCGGCUGUCGAGUGGCUUGCUGUUGGAUGGCACGCUGAACCCCCGCCGCCCGGACUGCUUAGUGGAAGGCACAGCCACACUCCCCGACGGCCGUGUCUACCGUGGUCGCUUUGACGAGCAGCACGGUUUUCCACUGCGCGGUAGCCAACUCGAGGACGACGGUGACCUCUACCGCGGCGAGUUUAACGCGCAGUGGCAGCGCCACGGCGAUGGUGAGGCGUGGCUCGCGGAUGGCACACACUACAAGGGGCGGUUUUGUGAAGAUGAGCUGGUAGAGGGCACUGUGCGUAUUCCGAACGGCACCACGGAGACGGUGUUUGAGGGGAUGCUGAAGGACGAGGCAUUUGUAAAGGGAAGGCUGACGCAGCAUGACUUCACGUACGAGGGCGAGUUCUGCGACAAUAAACCUCAUGGCCGUGGCAGGUUGGUGUUCGCCACCGGUGCAGAGCAAGAGGGCACUUUCUUCGCUGGCAAGUUGCAGGGCAGCAACUGUAAGAUGAAGCUGGACGGCGGGUUCGUGUACGUGGGCGAGUUUUUCGACGGUUGCAUUCGUCGUGGCCAGCUCUACACGCCGACGUACACAUACGACGGUGAAUUCAACGCACACGGCCGUGCACACGGCGAGGGCACGCAGACAUACCUGGCGAACGAGCCGCGCCUGUUCUUCACUGGCAUCUGGGAGAACGGUGCGCUGGUGCGCGGCACCUGCUUUGACGAGCACGGCGUCCCAGUGGACUGGCAGGACAACCAUGACCUGCAGGCGAAGGUGUUCAGCGAGGAGGGCGGCCACACUGCGGUGGCGAUGAACAGCUAUGGCAGCGCGAAGCUGCGGGAGGCGGACACGCUCUUCCGCGACAUGAACCGGAGCUACGCAAAGGACGCUGAGCGUGUCGAGGAGGAGACGGGGCGGUACCCGUCCAAGAUGGACCUCGGCUACGAGGGCGGACUGCAUCAGGAGAGUGCGUCGCUUGAGCGGGCGUCACGCAAGAGUGUGGAGGAGAUGCGGCGCCUGCGCGAUGACUUUGACGCUCGAAGUGAGGACACUAACCGUGUGUGCGCCAGCGCGAUGGGCGCCGCGCCGAUGGCGCUCAACCCGAACACGGCGAGGAUGCAUUACGCCAGGCAAGGGGGCGCACAGCAGCUGGCUGCCGAGCGCGUCGACGAGCAGUUUGAGCGCUUCAUGAAGACGUUUGACCGCGAGACGGACGGUAACGCGAGUCGCCGCAUUAUUGACGGCAACUCUCCGUGGAAGGCGUACACGCCGAAGGAGUGA